Molecule: messenger RNA, 1613 nt
Organism: Pyrgilauda ruficollis (rufous-necked snowfinch)
Lineage: Eukaryota; Metazoa; Chordata; Aves; Passeriformes; Passeridae
Gene: GK5
Product: glycerol kinase 5
Exons: 16
Coding region: 56-1609 (517 amino acids)
Biological process (GO): glycerol metabolic process; triglyceride metabolic process; glycerol-3-phosphate biosynthetic process
Cellular component (GO): mitochondrion
Molecular function (GO): glycerol kinase activity
Source: RefSeq, a predicted model, not a curated record
GGCCGCUCGGCCGCCCUCACUCCGCGCUCCGCGCCGGGCCGUGCCGCGCCGGGCGAUGCCGUGCGGGCAGCCCGACAGCGGGGCCGCCCCGACGCGCUACGUGCUGGGGGUGGACGUGGGCAGCACGGUGGUGAAGUGCCACGUCUACGACCGGGCGGCCACCGUCAGGGGUUCCAGCUACAGGAAGGUAGAAUCACUUUAUCCUCAUCCUGGAUGGGUUGAAUUAGAUCCUGAAGUUCUAUGGAGUCAAUUUAUUGGUGUAAUAAAAGAGGCUGUACAAGCUGCAGGACUUCACAUGAGGCAAAUUGCUGGUCUUGGCAUCUCCACCCAGAGAGGAACUUUCAUUACAUGGCACAAGAGAACAGGGAAACCCUUUCAUAAUUUCAUAAGUUGGCAAGACUUAAGAAGUGCUGAACUUGUGAAUUCCUGGAAUAACUCCCUUCUGCUGAAGGUAAUCCAUAUUAUUUUUACAGUGCUUCAUUUCUUGACGGGGAAUGAUCGAUAUUUGGCACCCAGUUUUCUUACUUUUUCAACACAUCAAGCUUCAAUGAAGUUGUCAUGGGUUUUUAAAAACAUACAUGAGGCUGAAGAAGCUGCCAAAAAAAACAACUGCUGCUUUGGGACGGUUGACACAUGGUUACUGUAUAGAUUGACUAAAGGUUCUGUGUAUGCUACAGAUUACUCAAAUGCCAGUUCCACAGGCAUUUUUGAACCUUUUACGAAAUGUUGGAAUCCCACUUUGUGCAAUCUGCUUUCUAUUCCAGUGUCUAUUUUUCCACCAGUGAGAGAUACAAGCUUCAACUUUGGAUCAACUGACUCUGAAAUAUUUGGGGUACCUAUUCCAAUAAUGGCAGCGGUAGCUGACCAACAGUCAGCUAUGUUUGGAGAAUGCUGCUUUCACCCAGGAGAUGUUAAACUGACCAUGGGAACAGGUGGUUUCUGGAAUGUGAAUACUGGAGAGCAUCUCUUUGCAUCACGGGGAAGUCUUUAUCCUCUGAUCGGUUGGAAAAUUGGGGAAGAAGUUGUUUAUUUAACUGAAGGCUCUAUAUCAGACGUCGGCACUGCCAUAAAAUGGGCUCUGGAUAUAGAACUUUUCACCAAUGUAGAUGAAACAGCAGAAAUGGCACAGAAUGCUGCUGAUUCUCAAGGUGUUUGUUUCAUCCCAGGUUUGCAGAUUUCUGGGGAUGACCCAUAUUUUUGUGCCUCUUUCAUGGGGCUGAAACCUUCCACUAACAGAAACCACCUUGUUCGAGCUAUAUUGGAGUCUGUAGCUUUCAGAAACAAGCUGCUUUAUGAUGUCAUUGUGAAGAAGGUGCACAUUCCUCUUCGAACUAUUCGAGCUGAUGGAGGUGUCAGUAAUAAUAGUUUUGUCAUGCAGAUGACAUCAGAUUUAAUUAAUAAGAAAAUAGAAAAACCUGCAAAUGUGGAAAUGUCUAGUCUUGGUGCAGCUUUUCUAGCAGGCCUUGCUUCAGGAUUUUGGACAGACAAAAAACAACUAAAGAAGCUAAGGCAAAUAGAAGCAGUGUUUGAGCCCCAAAAGGAUUCAGAGGAAUACAGACCUGCUAUGGAUGCAUGGCUGCAAGCAAUGAAACACUCACCACACUGGUAGAAAU